Molecule: messenger RNA, 2535 nt
Organism: Talaromyces rugulosus
Lineage: Eukaryota; Fungi; Ascomycota; Eurotiomycetes; Eurotiales; Trichocomaceae
Exons: 5
Coding region: 1-2535 (844 amino acids)
Biological process (GO): glycoprotein catabolic process; carbohydrate metabolic process
Molecular function (GO): beta-mannosidase activity
Source: RefSeq, a predicted model, not a curated record
AUGAGUUUUCUUGAGAUACCUUUGUCAACGGGAUGGGCAUUCAAGGAUGGCGAGGACGACAACGAGGGCUGGAUGCCCGUGCCGGUAGUUCCCUCGGUCGUGCAUCAGGACCUCAUAGCAAACAAAAAACUCGAAGAUCCAUAUUUGGGGUUUAAUGAGCUCAAGGCCCGAUGGGUCAAUGAAAAAACUUGGCAAUAUCGACAUGAGUUCCAGAGUCCGCAGGUCCCUGCUGGUACCACAGUCGUACUAGUAUUCGACGGACUAGAUACUUUUGCGACGGUUGAGCUCGACGGCGAGACAAUCCUAGAGAGCAGCAAUAUGUUUCUGGGUUAUCGCGUGGAUAUCACUAAGGCUUUGGCGUCGAAGGAAUCCCAUGUGCUAGAUGUCAAAUUUGAUUGCGCCCAAAGCAAGGCACGUGAGAUACGAGGUCAACACCCAGAUCAUAGAUGGGAAGGUUUCAAUGGCGAUAUGUCGCGCUUGGCCGUGCGUAAGUCACAGUACCACUGGGGAUGGGACUGGGGCCCCGUCCUUAUGACAGCCGGUAUCUGGCGUGAUGUACGCUUGGAAGUAUAUUCGGCGCGAGUUGCCGAUCUGUGGCCACAGACAAAGUUGGCCCCAGACCACCAAACGGCAACUGUGACUGCAGUCGCUGAAAUCGAUUCUGUCGAGACGGGAAGCUAUACGGCCCACUUCCAUCUCAGCUUGCGUGGACAAGAAAUUGCCCGGCAGGAUGUCCCCGUUGUGGUUGAUCAACCCACCCAAGCAACGUUCCAGAUCGAUCACCCGGAUUUGUGGUGGCCACAUGGCUACGGAUUCCAGACAUUGUACGAGUUGUCGGUGUCACUGACAGGUGGUGGGAUAGAUCUACACCAAGUUACCAAGAAAUUCGGCAUUCGCACUAGCGAAGUCAUCCAGCAGCAGGACAAACAUGGCAAGUCCUUUUUUUUCAGAGUCAACGGAGUUGACAUUUUUUGCGGUGGCUCUUGCUGGAUCCCAGCAGACAGUCUACUCCCUAGCAUAAGUUCGAAGCGAUACAGGAAAUGGAUCGAGCUGAUGGUAGAGGGCGGCCAGGUGAUGUCCAGAGUCUGGGGUGGUGGAAUAUAUGAAGACGACGCUUUCUAUGAUGCCUGCGACGAACUUGGUGUGCUCGUGUGGCAGGACUUCAUGUUCGGUUGCGGUAACUAUCCAACUUGGCCUGAGCUGCUGGAGUCCAUACAACAAGAGUCUGUUUACAACGUGCGGCGAUUGCGGCACCAUCCAUCUAUUGUGAUAUACGUCGGCAAUAAUGAAGAUUAUCAAGUCCAAGAGCAAGUGGGGCUCACUUACGACUAUGAAGAUAAGAACCCAGAAAACUGGCUGGCAUCAAACUUUCCUGCACGCUACAUUUAUGAGAAGCUUCUACCAGACGUGGUCUCUGAAUUUUCGCCAGAUACUGUGUAUCACCCGGGAAGUCCGUGGGGUGAUGGAAAGACCACAUCUGAUCCUACUGUGGGAGAUAUGCAUCAAUGGAAUGUAUGGCAUGGAACGCAAGAAAAGUACCAGAUCUUUGAAACACUGGGUGGUCGCUUCAAUAGCGAGUUCGGGAUGGAAGCGUUCCCCCAUCUGUCAACAAUCGACUACUUCGUCGAUAAUGAUGCAGACAAAUAUCCGCAAUCACAGGUCCUUGACUUCCACAACAAGGCCGACGGCCACGAGCGGCGACUGGCAACAUAUCUGGUGGAAAACCUCCGGAUGGCCACAGAUCUAGAGACAUACAUAUACCUGACUCAAGUAGUUCAGGCGGAGACCAUGAUGUUCGGAUAUCGUGGUUGGCGCCGACAAUGGGGCGAUGAGCGCCAUUGCGGUGGUGCACUUCUCUGGCAACUAAAUGACUGCUGGCCGACAAUCUCGUGGGCAAUUGUUGACUAUUUUCUGCGGCCAAAGCCUGCAUUCUACUCUGUUAAGAGGGUGCUGAAGUCAUUAGCAGUUGGCGUACAGCGUGAACAUCACGACUGGAGUGCAGUACAUGCGCAGCCUCCUACUCGCAGCGAAUACACAAUGUGGAUUGCCAGCAGUCUGCCUGAGGUGGUGUACGGGACUGUGGAACUACGGUUUAUUUCAAUAGUAACUGGGCAAGAUCUACAGCCUCCAGCCUUGUUUCAGAAAGUCGCUAUCGUACCUAAUGAUACAACUAACCUUAUCAAGGAUGGGGUUAUUGAUCAUAUCGCUCAGUCGGAGCCGCACGUUCUGGCUGCACGGUUAUGGGUUGACAACAAGGUCGUCGCUCGGGACGUUGAUUGGCCACAGCCAUUCAAGUAUCUUGAUUUUGCUGAUAGAGGAUUAGAAGUGAAACAGCAACCUGGCUCUGUAUCUGGACAGCAGAUUAUCAAUAUCUCCUCCCGCAAACCAGUGAAAUGUAUUGUGUUUGAAGAGCGGGAAAAUGUCAGACUCAGCGACAGCGCACUCGAUAUCAUUCCUGGAGACGAGCAGGUUAUAACGGCGACAGGACUCAAAGAAGGCGACUCUCCUCUUAAGUUCCGCUAUCUAGGUCAAUAG